Messenger RNA from Darwinula stevensoni, 3878 nucleotides. NCBI's taxonomy places the organism in Eukaryota, Metazoa, Arthropoda, Ostracoda, Podocopida, Darwinulidae. The record is from the annotation of a GenBank genome assembly.
CCUCGCCUCUCUUCCCUUCACUGGACCCCGUGACACCGCUCCGAUCCCCCACCAUGAAGAUCUUUGCUCUCCUCCUCCUCCUCCUCGUCUCCGCCAAUGCCCAGGUCCCCGAAGACCCGUGUUGCUGCGACUCCUGCGAGGGUGACCUGGGAAAGUGCUUAGAUCUCUGCCUGGAGUACUUUCCCGACACCCUCGGCGUCUGCUUCGAGCCCCCCUACCGCUGCUGGUGCUACAAUACCAACUGCGCCGGUGAGUCCACUCGCCAGCGACCUCGUGUUGCCUGGCAACAUGCACGCAACGCCCCUCGAUGGUCUGCAACAUUUCUACGCACAUCAGUUCAGGCUUUCCUGGACAAGACUGGUUAUCGCAAAGGCCAUAUAGAGCAAGAAUCAAGUCCUCAGGACAUAGAAAUACAGGCAACAAAUGGGUUGGGUGUUCCAAAGGAGGAGGAAGAGGAGGAGGAACAGCUGGAGACCUCACAUGAAAGGACAUCAACUCCUCGCAGGUCACCCCAUCGAUUCACCCGUCAUCAUUCUCCUCCUCCACGCCGGUCUGGGGCCCGACAUCGAGGUCAUUUACCCUACCCAAGUGCAAGGAUAUUGUCUCCUAUGCUGCUCAGUGACUUCUCGGCCCCACCACCUAUUGUAAUGCCUGGUCCAAUGGCAGUGACUAGUCUCUUGGGUGCACCACCUGUUCCUCUUCGUCCACCUAUCCCCCUCUUCUUGGCAAGGCCUUUCGCAUCAUCCAUGAUGAAUUCAGAGUCAACAGGCUCAAGCGAGACAUCCAUUUUGGCUGAUGAGAGACCAGUGACUCCAACACAAGAUGAACCUCCAUCAUCUAUCUUUCCUGACAUCUCCAAACCACCACCAUCUCUCCUAGGAAAGCCUCCGAUGCUGUCCCACCCUCCCCCGCCUGGAGUGUCACCUCCACCAAGAAUCCAGAGCCGAGAACGUGACAGGAGCCACCAUGUCCUACACCGCCACCGCACCGGGCGCGACACCAGAUCCCCCAAGCACUACGUGGAUGACCCCCUGGAAGAGUUCAACCGCUACCUACGAGAAAAAGAGCAGCGAAACACCCGCUCACGUCGGUCGAUCAGCCGCUCUCCCUCCCCGAAGCGGAUCUCGUAUCCUGCAGCUACAGCCCGUCGCUCCGUGUCUCCCCGUCGGAGGUUCUCCAGGUCACCGAGUCCGAGUCGCCGCGCUCUUUCCCCCCUGCGGCGGGAUCCCUACUAUCGUCCCGCAUCGCCAGAAGCAAGACGAUACAAAGAAUCUCGUGACUGGAAGGCGUAUUCUUCCAGUUAUUCAUUGGGGACUUCCUACGGAGAUUAUUCUUCAGACCGGCUCGCAUAUCCAUCACGGUCUUCAGAAUUCGAAAGGCGAUAUGGCCAAGCGCUUUUAUCCGAACAGUACGCUGCUGCCUAUCCCGAACGCAGAUCUUCUUCGAGAGAUCAACAUCACUUCGCGUAUUCUUCCACGUAUCCCUCAGAUUACAAGGGAUACCCCGAAGACGAGUACCAGAAGAGAAGCUUUUCCCGGGAUUAUCGGGCCCGGUCCCCCUACGAUUAUGUAAUCCGCGGGACGACCCCUGAUGAGCUGAGGAAAUCCCUGGAACGAGAACGGCCUCCUCGAGAGACCAAAUACAGAGAUCACGAGAGUCGUUAUGACCGAAGAUCCCACUACACGGAAUCCCAUCGAGCCGAAAAAUUGUGGGAAGAUCCUGCCUUGGCUUUGCCGCCUGCUCCACCCGGGGAGCCACCGUAUAUUCCGCAGAGGACAGACGUUCGACGGAGUCGAACUCCCGAGAGGAGCCUGAGUCGGGAUGCACCAAGAAGUAGCAGGGAAAGAGCGAUUUUACCGCAGAGCAGCAGGGAGAGGACUGGGAUGCUCGACCGAGAAGAUAGCAGUAUUUAUACUCGAGAAGUGGCUGCCGAUCGAUCUCGACACGAAAACGUGUCCCAGUAUCACGACAACCCGAUAUUCCCUCAAAUCAAGGAGCCGAUCCUCGAAAGGAUGGAAUUUAUGCAUAGGAGCAAGGAUCGUUCCGAAAGUGAAAACAAAGACAGAAGCAAGGAACGGUCUACCAGUCGCGGCAAGGAGCACCGAGCGAGCAAGGAAAGACUUUCGAGAAAGGACGAAAAAAAGAAAACAAAAGAACCGGAGAAGGAAAAAGACCGGAAGGGAAGAGAAAAGAAGCGACGACGAUCCCAUAGCCCGAGCGGUUCUGAGUCCGAGCAGAAGUCGCGAAAGAAGGAGGAAGAGAGACCUGACCCCCCAGGCGACGUGCAUAAAUUCACCCUGAGCAACUGGGAGACGGUGGACGCUGAGAUGAACCUAGAGGACAUCUCCCCCGAACACCGAGUAGCAGCGACCCGGGACCCCGUCCCUUCGAAGGAGCCAGAGGAGACCAAGCCGUCAGAGCCGGCCGAGAAGCAGUCGGAACGAGUCGAGGGACGUCCGCCUUCCCCGAAGGUCAAAGAAGAGCCUCAAAUCUCGAAGGCCAAAGCACCCAGGAAGAAGCCGUCGAAAGCGAAGUCUGAGGCGAAGAAACCGAACCCGACCCUAUCCCAACCCGGGAAAGUCCUGGCUUCCAUCGUCGCCCCCUCGAAAUGGGACAACGAUGACGAACCGGAAUCGGAGAAGCCGAGGAGGCGCCCGGAACGAGACGACGAUCGCGAGAAAAGCAGCCGCCUCCCCUCCGAGGUGAUCCGAAAGGCGGAGAAGGCCAUCUUCGAGAAGCAAUCCCGUCCCGUAGAGCCGAAAGAGCCUCGCCCCCGUCGAGUCUACGUCGGAGACGGCGAACGAAGGUCCCCCACCCGUCUUGUGGAACCCGAACUGAAGGCGGACAGCCUCUCUAUCACGAUCCAGUCCCACAAAGAAGAUCGCUCCGUUUCAUACGGGAAGCAGGACCGGGACACCCCUCGCUCCCGCCCCGACUCCCACACCUCAAAGCAACGAAGCUCGCACCGGCACCGCAGCCCUCUGCGGCCUCGUAACGCCUCCGAGCGGACACGCGACGCCCCCGAGAGAACACGGGACGCCUCCGAGCGGACCCGUGACAACCCCGAACGGACCCGUGACAUCACCGAGCGGACCCGUGACACCCCCGAGCGGACCCGUGACGCCUCCGAGCGGACCCGUGACAACCCCGAACGGACCCGUGACAUCUCCGAGCGGACCCGUGACAUCCCCGAACGGACCCGUGACAACCCCGAACGGACCCGUGACAACCCCGAACGGACCCGUGACAUCUCCGAGCGGACCCGAGGCAUCCCCGAGAGGACCCGAGACGUACGUGUGAAAUCCCGACGAUCCCUCUCCCCUCCAAAGACGAGACGAGACGAGAUCCAAAGCACCGUCCACGUGAAGACCAAGGAACGUUCCCCAUCUCCAAACGAGCGCCGGAAACCCAAGAAGAAAAAAUCCCCAGAAGUGAAGAAAAAGAAGAAAGCGGAGAAAGAGAAGAAGAAGAAGAAGAAGAAGAGGAAGACCAAGACGAAGGAAAAGAAAAAGGAGAAGCGAAAGAAGAAGGACUCGGGAGAGGCCAAAGACGAAAACGGGGAGAAGAAGCUGGAAGCAACCGUCCUCGACGAGUCCCACUUCGAGCCGGACUACGACGCCCCCUCCGAAGACGAGGGACCCGACCCCCGACCGAGGCGGAGGAAGGAGUCCUCCAGCGACGACUCCUCCGACGCGGGCUCCACUUCCAGCUCCGACGGGAGCAGCUCGGAGGACCCGGCCUCGAAGCCUUCGCCGGCUUCGAAGCCUUCACCGGCCAAGAAGAGACGCCAAGAGUCCUCGAGCAGCAGUGCCGGCGAGUCUCCGAGAAAGAAGAAGAAAGGCGAAGCCGCCAAGAAGAAGAAGAAAAAGAAAACGUGA